UGUGUUUUACCUCGACGGCGUUGACAAGUGUAAUGUACACAAGGAAUGUAUAUGAGUAUAUCGCUCCCCACUUCCGGUAGAGUAGAAGAUGAAUGUAACCGUAGUCCAGAACCACAUUUUUUUGUAGAGUAUCUAUCAUAUGCAUGUAUAUUCAAACUAUAUGUGGACAUUAGAACAUACUCUAGAAUGUAACCGGUUUUUAUCGGUUCUUUUGCCCACCCUUAGUAGUAGUAAGCAAAUACCGGUUUAACAAGCCUAAACCAAUAGAGAAAUGUCAGAAAUUGGAGUAAACCGAUUAAAGGAAAUUAUAAACAGACAAAACAAAACAAAACAAAAAGAAGGAAAUUCAAGGAAUGUUUACUUGUUUCAUUUUUAUGUACCAAACUAUAUUGUAAACUUCCUCCAUGAGGAUCACCUUGCUUCAUCAAUAUAAAGGAAUCUUUGUCGGAAAAAAAAAAGUAAAUUCAAAUUAUCAGCUGAUCCUAAUUAGUAUUGAAAAAAGAAUUCUCAUAAAUAUAAAAUUAUAGAAAGGAAAAUUAUAAACCGAUAAAACAAAAAGAAAGGAAAAAUUUAAGUUAAUCCUAAUUAAUAUUGGGAAAGGAAUUCUCAUAAAUAUUAAAACUUUACUCCGAUCCGACCAAACUCUUUUUUUGCAACCCGACCAAACUAAACUCUUUGUAAUCAAAGUGAAUCAAUGGAGGAAGAAAGACGGGAAUCAUCGCCACCGCCGGCCAAGAAGAUGAAAGUGUCUCCGUCGUCGUCUGGGUUAUGGUCGCUGCCAGACGAGGUGGCAGUAAACUGCCUGGCACAGAUCUCGAGAUUCGACCUGGCGGCCUUAGCAAUCGCCUCAAAGAUCCACCGCUCUCUCGUGUCUUCCCGUGAGCUCUUGGAACUGAGACGGCGGAAGGGUUGCACCGAGACGUGUUUCUACGUAUGCAUGCGCAUAUCUCCUGACCCGAUCCGCCCACCACGUUGGUUCAUCCUCAGCCCUCACCAUCGCCUGAACCCGAUCCCGUGGAACCCCUCCCAGGCCUCGGAAUCGUCCUCCUACGUGGCGGUGGACGGAGGGAUCUACGUUUUGGGUGGACUCAUAGACGGCCGCCACCGCACUCGAGAUGUCUGGUUCCUAGAUUGUUUCUAUCACACGUGGACACGCGUCCCGUCCAUGAAGAUGCCUCGUGCUUCCGCAUCAGCGAACCUCGUCGAGGGGAAGAUAUACGUUUCUGGAGGGUGUGUAGAGGAGAAAGCUAAUCCCACAAACUGGUCAGAGGUUUUCGAUAUAAAGACCCAAACUUGGGGUCACUGGUAUCUCCCCAAGUUGCGAUUCAGUAUCUGCCAGAGUGUGGUGAUAGAGGAGGAGAAGAAGGUUUACGUUGUUGACGAGGGGCGUCGAAGCUUCUACUUAUUGCCGAGUGAGUGUUUGUUUUGGAGGUUCAACAAAACAAUUUGCGACUUUAUUCCGGGAACCAGAAACGAUUGGUGUGCUAUAGGGAAGCUUUUGUUCUGUCGUGGUACUUGCGGGAGAAUACUGUGGUGUGAGCCUAAUGAGUUGCGUUGGAAACCAGUCAAGGGUUUGGAAGAGCUUUAUGAUAUUUGCAGACUCAGCAGCAACUCUGCUGGAAACAUUGUCAUCUUCUGGAACUCCCUUCUUUGUCAGACUUGGCUUUGGUCUGCCGAGAUUUCCUUGCGGAGGGAACAAGACGAGAUUUGGGGUAAGAUGGAAUGGUCCGAUGCUGUCUUCAAACUUGAUUCUCUCUCACACUCAUCUAAGAUCUUAUACUCUGCUUCUGUUCUUGUGUCUGCUAAAUGAAUCUUUGUUUUCAUUCUCUUUGUGCACUAUGGUAUCAAUUCCGUAGGAUGUCAGUUUUUAAGUUUUUGUCACAAAAAUAGUCUUAAAAAAACGAUCAAAAUAGCAUCUUUUUAUUUUGAAACUUUUAAUAUUUAUUUUUUAUUUUUUUAAUUUGAAGCUCUAUCCCCAAAACCCCAACUCUCGACU
Messenger RNA from Brassica napus (rape), 1996 nucleotides. RefSeq names its product putative F-box/kelch-repeat protein At3g46050. The transcript has a single exon. Lineage: Eukaryota; Viridiplantae; Streptophyta; Magnoliopsida; Brassicales; Brassicaceae. Bases 695 to 1810 code for a protein of 371 amino acids. The record is from RefSeq and is a predicted model, not a curated record. Gene Ontology annotation, molecular function: protein binding.